Molecule: messenger RNA, 1356 nt
Organism: Rhopalosiphum maidis (corn leaf aphid)
Lineage: Eukaryota; Metazoa; Arthropoda; Insecta; Hemiptera; Aphididae
Product: protein OPI10 homolog
Exons: 3
Coding region: 340-945 (201 amino acids)
Biological process (GO): protein import into nucleus
Cellular component (GO): cytosol; nucleus
Molecular function (GO): Hsp70 protein binding; nuclear import signal receptor activity
Source: RefSeq, a predicted model, not a curated record
AACCUCGAUAGUAAUAAAUAUUAAAUAAUCAACUAUGUCCGUUCGCGAAUCUUCUAGAUCGGUUACUGGCCACUACACUUACUCUUCUGUAGUUUAGUACGAUUCUGCUCCUUUUUCUCCAGCCGUGUGUGAAUCAAAUUCAAUAUUCCUUUAAUACGCCUAUAAACGUAUGCCUGCAGUUGGUAUCUUACUAUCUUUGCUGUCUUUACAUGCGAUUUGUAUUGUACAAUCGUAAAACCACUAUUCUGUUUGAUGCGAAUUCGGCCAAGUCUUAUCCGUUUUCAACAUAUUUGACUAUUUGGCGAUCUGAUCAAUUUCGUUUGACUGUGAUUUGUUACCAUGGUGGACUCGGUGCCAGCUAUGUUUGGCUUGUUGGUUAGCGGUAGACUGGUACGAACAGAUUUUGAACGUUUAGAAGAAACAAAAUUCAUGAUAACUAUCAACUCUGCUGAGUCUGUGAAUUACAUUUGUGUGUUUUUGACCGGACUUGUGCCAUUUCCUGAGGGAACAGCUGGUUCAGUGUACUUCAGUUGGCCAGAUGAAAAUGCAAAACCAAAUUGGCAACUAUUAGGUAUUCUGUCUAAUAACAAGCCAUCCGCUAUUUUUAAGCUUUCAAAUCUUAAACAGCAUUUUGAUAUAACAAACCAACCAAUAAAUGCAUUUAGUCAAUUCCCAUCAAUUUCUAUAAAUGCUCAAAUUGGUAUUUCCAUUGAACCUUUAUUAAAUGCUGAAAUGCAAAUAACCAGCAUAGAACCAACACAAAAUUUAUCAACAUUUGUUGAGUUCACGCAAAAAAUGGUACAAAAUUUAUACAAUUAUGUAUCUAGUUAUGCAGUUGACGGUGGUUCACAGCAGACAUCCAUGGUACCACUCUUAUCAGUUCAAAAAUGGUAUGAAAACUUUGAGAGGAAAUUAAAUUUAAACCCAAAUUUUUGGAAAUCCUAGUAUCCAAUUUUUAAUAUAUAUCUAAUUCUUCUUUAUACUUAGUGUAAUAUGAUUUAUUUGAUACUAAAAUGAUAAAUUGGCAUUAUAUAAUAUGUUAUAUAACUAUUUGAUAAGUAAUAUACAGAGACUGUCUAAAUUGUUGUUAAUGAUAGUCUUUAAGUUUAAGCUAUGUGCCUUAAAUUAAUAAUAAGACUUAUGUAAAAUAAUCUAAAAUAUGUAUAAUUUAUAUAUUUUUAGAUACUUAAAUUUCGUUUAAUGAAGGAUUUAUUUUCAUUUUGCUUUUCCUCAAGUUAUUAUGAUUUUAGUACCUGUUAAGAAACAAAAGACCAUUUUCCAUAAAAAAAAAAGUGUUCAUUAUUAAAAAUAAAAUUAUAAUUCUCAUUUUGUACAACUUGCUCUUCUUUAUUUUUU